This is a messenger RNA of Synchytrium microbalum, 4680 nucleotides long. RefSeq lists its product as uncharacterized. The record is from RefSeq and is a predicted model, not a curated record. Lineage: Eukaryota; Fungi; Chytridiomycota; Chytridiomycetes; Synchytriales; Synchytriaceae. Gene Ontology annotation, cellular component: plasma membrane. Gene Ontology annotation, molecular function: guanyl-nucleotide exchange factor activity. Gene Ontology annotation, biological process: Ras protein signal transduction; positive regulation of GTPase activity. The transcript has 11 exons. Bases 1 to 4680 code for a protein of 1559 amino acids.
AUGUCACAAAUCAUAUCCCUAUCUACGGGAGAUUUGUUGAGUAACAGUCAAGAUGCCUUCCCCGUUAUGAUGGGAAUGAAUCAAGGCGAGAACGUUGACGAGAAGGCUGAAUUCCAACUAUUGAAAACCGGAGUAUCGUAUCCGGCAAAGGUCACUGCUUUGUCGCAACCAUUAUUGCAAGGAAAAGAAGAUGUGAUUAUAAGGCUGGAUGUUGGCGGCAUACAUAUUUCGACACCGGAAUUGGAAGAGCUUUUAGACCUCGAACUUCAGCAUGUGUUGCAGUACAGUUAUAACCGGACCAAGCAGACCUUUACAUUUUCACAUCUGGAUCGAGAUGGACUGUUGAGUCAGUACAAGUUCGUAUCGCCAAAGUAUUUCGACAUUUUCGAUUUCCUCGGUCGAGCCAUUGCCGCUGUAAUCAAGCAAGCUACAGCAGCCGGUAGUCCAACAGCAGCAGCACGUGUCGCUGAUUUCUCGAGAGAAUCACCAACUGUCAUGGAACUGCCGAAACUACCCUCCAAAUUGAGUUCCAGACGGCCCUCUGCAAACCCAGCACCAUCUUUGCUUUCGACAUCCAAUACUUCAGCGAGGAAGCCGCUAGCCGGGCUAUUCGAAGUGGAUUCUCCUACCAGCCCAUCCUCCAUGACGUUACAUAAGGUCGCUAUUGCAAAACAUUUGAUGGAAGAGAAAUACGAGAAUAAGAGUAGCAAGGAAAUUGUUGAAGCUCUUAAAUCACCUGUCGACCCCGUCGCACCACCAUCACCAGUCGACUCAAUACAUCCCGAACUACCAAUUGAAGUCAAACCCACCAAAGUUGAAUUUAUCACCCAACCCAUACUUACAGAAGAAGCACAAGCAUCCAAAAAGCAGCAAGGGAAGAAGUUUGGUACUCUGAGUCGGUUACUAUCGAAACGAGUACGUCCAGACAAGGUCGCAACAACAGGGUCAGAACCAGCACUUAAUCGAUAUGGAACAGUGCGGAUGAGUCGAGAGAAGCUAUCUACAGCAGCUGGAACCAAGACGAUUGGAUCAGCAGCAGGAGGUUCACAGAAUCAACUGGACAAUAAGUCUAAUUCUGUAAUGGCUCUGUUUCGUAAUCCUACUACGAAAUCACCAAAAGGAACUGUUCGCAAGACGGUCACGCGUAGUGAGGACGUGCUCAACAAGAAAUCCAAUGAGAAGUUAUACUCCAGUCAGACUCUCGGCCAUGGAAGAGCGGCAUCUGGUGGGAAGUGGAAGGAGAAGCUGUCGGCGAGCACUGAAUUUCUUGCAUAUGCAACAGUCAACAGACGAGCUUUUAGUGCUGCGAAAGCCAGUACUGCAGCCCCAACAUCACCUAUAGAGAUGCUGAGAGGGAACGCUGUCAUCACUGCCGGUUCACCUGCUGUCCUCAAGAUUCGUGAUAACAACCAGCAAGAGAUCCUCAUCAAGAACUUGCGAGACGAAACAGCUUAUGAGAUUGUUGCCGGAACACCGGAUGCGCUUGUUGAUGCUCUUGUUGACGAUCCAGACCUGCUCUAUCUGGAAGUCUUCCUACUCACAUUCCGACACUUCAUGACACCCAUCGUCCUCCUAAACCACCUCCAAACCAAGUUCCUGAAUUCAUCAACUGAAAUGCAUAGUCCAGUUGAUGCGACACAAGUAGUUGAUGGAAAUUUGCCUUCAAUUGUGAUGCACCGUAUUGUCAGUAUUGUUAAAAAAUGGGUUGGAGAACAUUCGUAUGACUUUUUGCUGCCUGAAAUGAGGAAUGCUCUAGACGACUUCCUCCGAGUUGUAAGAACCACCGAGUAUAAGCACUAUGCGGACCAGAUUCAGCAAAUCGUAUCGCACGAGAUGGUCAGCCUCGAAACCCUUCUACGUAAAAGGGGUACCCACUCAUCUCUAGAUCCACUCGCACCAGCCCCAAUCCAAACAACCUCCGAACUAAAGGAAUUACUAGUGGGAUUCGAAUUAAUGAACCACAAGGCGAAGCACAUUGCUCAACAGCUGACACUGGCUGAUUCCAAAAUGUUUAGAGCCAUCAAACCAGAAGAGUUUGCUAUAUUUCUGUGGGGUGACAAGACGGCCAAGAGUGCGAGACAGCUUCAAGCUUAUAUUGAUCGGUUUAACAAGAUCGGGUAUUGGGUUGGGACUAUCGUUUGCUCAUAUGAGCAGUUGCAGAAACGGACUGAAGCCAUUGAGAAGUUUAUUAAAGUUGCUCGAAAGUGUCUAGAGUUACAAAACUUCAAUUCAGCUAUGGCCAUCUUCAGUGGGUUGAAUACAAAUUCUGUGAGCAGAAUGAAGAAGUCUUGGGCUGGAGUUUCAAGUCGAGUAAUGGGAUUUUAUAAAGAACUUGAAGACACUCUAAGCUACAGAGGAAACUACAAGGCCUACCGAGAAAUGGAGCAUCUCGCCAAACCACCACUGAUACCAUUCUUUGGCCUAAUGAUCAAGGACUUGACAUUCUUAAACGACGGCAACCAGAAAAUCCUCUCGAACGGACUCAUCAACUUCGAAAAAAACCGACUCAUAUUCAAUGUCAUUAACGCUAUGCGACAAUUCCAACGAGACAAGUACCCUAUCGUGCCCGACGAGUCUCUCAAAAUCUCAUCAAUAUUGACGGGCGCAAGAUCUAUUUCAUUGCAUCAGUAUUGUGCGUCUCCGCCAUGUCUGAGAGAAGACCAGUUGAUGAAUCUGAGUCGGGCUGUUGAACCUCCGGAAGCCAAAGGUACUGGAGGUGAUGCUAAUCCCGCAACGACUCCAACCAGUGUGAUAAGCACGAAUACAGCUACGGGAACUAUUCGUGGAAUUAUGUCGGCAAUGAGUAUGUCUUCUCCGUCGUUAGCAACAUCGUCGAAUAAUAAUCUAGCAUCAACCAACGCUGCAUCACAAUCGGGAAUUGGAGCAGCCACGAUUCGAAAAGCAGGAUUAUCAACUGCAUUACUACAAAUGUUGGCAGCUGCUGAAGAAUUAGAAUCCAUGCCACCACCACUACCAAUCAAGGACAAGUCAGUUGUCUCACUGUCAGGUGCAACAUCCAGUGGUUCAUUACUAGGUAUAGCAGGACGCGAACAAGAAUCAACAGCACCUUCUAUCAUCAGUAUAAUAUCACCGGCGGCCACGAUAAUCAAUACGAAACAAGAAGGUCCAUUAUCACCUGCCGGAACUGUUGUUGCCGUCCCACCAAGUCCAGAUGCCCUUGCAUUGACUCCUGUAACUCCGUCGCCAAUGUGGAGUGAGGUGACAUCGCCGACAGGAUUCGACUCACCAGUCUCGCAAAUUCAGUCCGCUACUCCCGCAAGUGGACGCCGAGCAUCACGAACACCAAACCUUAUGACGAAACGUGCCAGCUUAAUGAAUAUUGAUCCAUUUGAAGCAACAAAACAAUCAGCACGUCCACCGUCUAUAGUAACCAAAAGAAGUAGUAUGAUUUCACUGGGUGCUAUCGAUGCUUCAUUAUCGAUUAAUCUUAUUGGGCCUACACCACAAGGGACCGUUAAAUCACGACAUGUGGAACCUACUACGCCCAUCACGUUUGAGGAUAUAUGGGGUAGCAUACAUAUGGAGCAGGAUGAUGACUGCGACAAAGAGGAAAAUGAAGUGGAGAGUAGAAAUAAUACGGAUGAUGUCGACGACGAUCAAGACGACGAUGAUGUCGACGGUGUUUCACAAAUCAAUCCAAUGGGUAUAGUAUCACCACCAUCGAACGCUGAAAUGGAUCGAGCUACGCACUUACAACCACGUAUGGAUACAACGCCCAAAGCAGUUCGUAAAAUGCUAAGAAGAUUAUCGUCUCAAGUGUUGCAACAACAGCUAUCUGCGACGUCAUCCAACUCAUCCGUAUCUGUGCUGCUGCCUCCUGUUGUUGGCGAAGAAUAUUAUACCGCAAGCAAGUCGCCUGUAGUGAGUGUCCGACAGCAACAAGGGAGAGUGAGAAGUGACUCUGCAAGCACGGUAGUUAAAUUUGAAAUGGGUGAACCGUCAAGCCCACCAGUCGCAGUAUCACCAUCACCAGCACCUACACAAAACUUAAAACCCCAAAUGCGAGGAUUUGGAGGUGCAAUAGACCGUGCCGCGACAGUCGUCAGGCCUCGCCACCAAUCUCCAUCUUCCGCAUCUCCGCUAUCUAAAUCAUCGUCUGACCUAGUAGAUGCUCCAAGUAAUCUGCCACCAUGCUCGUCAUUCGUAUCUAAUUAUACCACCACGACAAUGUCUACUAUGCAGACCACCACCACACCGAGCCAGCAUACGAACGAAUGCAGUAUGGACAGUAUAAACGGAUCUGAGAGUCUGGAUUUGAAACGUGGAAGUGCUGAUUACUCGACUGCAGGCACAAUCGAACAGUCGAAUGAUAGCAUCGCGGCUAGCAACGAAGGACUCGAAGCCUCUGGAGGAAUCGUAAACUCACUCAGCAACAAGAGCUUCCGUACUACGCAAUCGUCUGAAUCAAGACAAGAAUCACCAACAUCAGGAUCAGUAGCAUCCAUGGCGAAAGCAUUUGAAAACAAGGGCAAGCAAGCACAGAUAUCUGCAAGCUCUGAAAGUGUCGGGAGAGCAAUUGCGGAGAUGUAUCGUGAGAAUGUGGGUGCUAGUAGUGAGACUAUUGGGGAUGCUAUUUCGGGGCUUUUCGUUGAUUCUCCGACGUCGCCUGCAUCCCCACAACAAGAUGCCACACCAAACCUGUACAAGACCAAUCAGUAG